AUGGUGCUUCCCUUAGGUCGCUGUAGCCUUUCGCUGCGUCGCGGCGCUUGUACGGGCUCCCUGACAUCGCUACGGGCCCGGCAAUGCCUCACAAGGAGCUUUGCCCAGAGCUCUCUUGCUCGUGCUUCUAAGAAGGAACAGCUCUUGGGUGCAUGGGAUAAGUAUAACAACGCGGAUAUACCUCUUGAAGACGGAAAAGACGGCAGGCGAGUCGGCUUCCUGGGAAAGAGGAGGAACGUCUCCAAGAGCCUUUCCUUUGCCGACCUCACCACUGCCUCGGGGGAUGUGAUCCAGAUCUGCUCAGAUGCUGGCAAUGACGCCGCUGCCCACUCCAUCUUCCGCCAGGUUCCCGCCAACAGCCCCGUGCUGGUCGAUAUCCAACAAAAACCCGCCGACACCAGCCGGGAAGCUCUCAACGAGGCAUCCUCCAAAUCAACCGUCUACCUCAAAGACAUUCGAGCCCUCAACACUGUCCCCCAGAACCUCAUCGUCACCCCCGAAGUGCAGUUCCCACCGACGAAGCGCCACUACCAAAUCCGCUUUCACCCCGAGCUGCAGGCCCGCCUUAAGUUCCGCUCAUGGCUGAAGGGCGAGCUGACGCAGAGCCUGCUGAAGAAGGGCUUCACCGACAUCGAGACACCGGCGCUCUUCAAGUCGACUCCCGAAGGCGCGCGGGAGUUCCUGGUCCCGAUGCGCCAGCGUGGCAUGGCCUAUGCGCUGGUCCAGAGCCCCCAGCAGUACAAGCAGGUCCUGAUGGCGGGAGGAGUCUCGCGGUACAUGCAAUGGGCCCGUUGCUUCCGCGACGAGAACUCGCGUGCGGACCGACAGCCCGAGUUCACGCAGCUCGAUAUGGAGUGGGCGUUUGCUGGUGCGCCUAGGGUUAGGCAGGACGUAAACGACAUCAUCUUGGCUGCGAUUGAGGCGUUGAGGCCGGCGCAUAGCUACAAGGACAUCCGGGGGGAGCGGAUUCCGGUCGUGUCUGAAAUCCCCAAUAGCUCUCGAACGCCUGACGAGCUUGAUGCGCAUCAAUUCACGACACUCAAGUUCCAGGACUGCAUCCGAGACUAUGGAAGCGACAAGCCAGACCUGCGCAUCCCAAACAAAAUUCAUGCUAUCCCGGACCUUGGUCCCUACCAGCAGUUUGUGAGCAUGAUCACUCACAUGGACGACCCUCUAGUUGAGGCGUUUACAUUCCAGCUGGACGGCUGCUCCCCCACAGAGGCGCGAAAGUUUGUCAUGAAGUUUAUGGACGACUUACCAACCGCAUUAGGUGAAAACCCGGACGGAAAGCCCCAGGUUCUUAUUUGCGACACGAGUAAGCCCAUGAGCGGCUUUUCAUCUGUCGGGUUCGAAUACCAGAAUGUGUUGGAUUUAGUCUCUGAAGGAAAAGAGAUCAAGGAUGGAGACCUCGUCGUCUUCCAGGCCCGAGAAAAGCCUGUUGGUCAGUACUGCUCGGGAUCAACCAAGAUUGGCGAUAUUCGCAUCGCCCUGUGGAAGGCACUCGUCGAGGCUGGGUACAUGGCCAAACCCAAGAUGGGAGAGCCCGGGUCGUUACAGUUCGUCUGGGUGACCGAAUUCCCCAUGUUCAAACCGACCGAGGAGGGAGAGCCUGGUCAGGAGGGCGCCGCUGGAAUCGCCGCGUCUCACCACCCCUUCACAGCUCCCUUCUCCAAGGCCGACCUAGAACUACUCUUCACCGAACCCCUGCAGGCCAAGAGCGCAGCGUACGACCUCGUCCUGAACGGCGUCGAGGUCGGCGGCGGAAGCGAGCGUAUCCACAUUGCUGACCUGCAAGACUUCAUCAUGCGCGACAUUCUCAAGAUGGCGGACAAGCGCAUCGGGGACUUUGCGCACCUGUUCGAGGCGCUACGAUCCGGCUGCCCUCCGCAUGCCGGCUUCGCCCUGGGCUUUGACAGGCUGGUGGCGCUCAUGACGGACACGCCUACGGUGCGAGAUGUCAUAGCGUUCCCCAAGACGAUGAAGGGCGAGGAUCCGUUUGUCAAGUCUCCCAGCAAGCUAACUAACGAGCAACUCGAGCCUUAUGGACUGCAACUCCUGCCUCGAACGGCUCAGUGA
Ilyonectria robusta is the source of this 2076-nucleotide messenger RNA. Its product is annotated as tRNA synthetases class II-domain-containing protein. The record is from RefSeq and is a predicted model, not a curated record. Gene Ontology annotation, biological process: aspartyl-tRNA aminoacylation. Gene Ontology annotation, cellular component: cytoplasm; mitochondrion. NCBI's taxonomy places the organism in Eukaryota, Fungi, Ascomycota, Sordariomycetes, Hypocreales, Nectriaceae. The transcript is spliced from 3 exons. Gene Ontology annotation, molecular function: aspartate-tRNA ligase activity; ATP binding. Bases 1 to 2076 code for a protein of 691 amino acids.